CAUUAUUGCAGUAGCUGUAAAAAAACCACAGACCUCGUGGCUGCCGCCAGUGUAGCUGUUAGAGCUCCAGAAUUGCUGGAGUCGGCUGAUGAAGAUGGAUUUACACCGCUUCACUUGGCCGUUAUUCAAGGUAAUUUGGCUAUGGUCAAUUUACUUCUUGCUAAUAAGGCCGAUGUGAAUGCUGUGGACAAUGAAGGCCAUUCUGUUGUACAUUGGGCAACCGUUUGUGGUGAAAUUGAAGCAUUACGAUCAGUAUUACAAGCUGGUGCUAGCGUUACAAAACCAGAUAUUAAUGGUGGUAGUCCACUACAUUACGCUGCACAAAUGUGUGGUGCGCAUUACGAAGGCAAAUUAAAUCAAGCAACAUCAUCCAAAUUAGCAUUGGAAAUUUUAGCAAUACUUUUAAAUCAUCCACAGUCAUCAGUAGAUGUUACAGAUAAAGAUGGUCGCCAACCAUUGUUAUGGGCCGCUUCAGCUGGCUCAGCAAAGGCUGUGAUAGCACUUGUCAAAGCUGGUGCUCGAGUGGAGAGUUCUGAUAAGGAUGGUUUAACAGCUCUUCAUUGCGCAGCUUCACGUGGUCAUACUGAAUGUAUUGACACUCUUAUUAGUUUAUGUGGUGCGCCAACUGAUUUGAUUGAUUCCAAUGGCUGUACAGCUUUACAUUAUGCGGUGACUUUAGGUCAUGCUGAUGCCACAUCACGUUUAUUAGAUUUAGAAGCAGAUCCAAAUCGCCAAGAUCGUAAGGGUAGAACACCUGCUCACUGUGGUUGCGCUAAAGGUCAAUUGGAAACUGUCAAAAUGUUAAAAGAACGUGGUGCCAAUUUGUGGUUACGAAAUGCUAAAGGUGAUUUACCGUUGCAUGAAGCAGCAAGCUCUGGACGUCGCGAACUUGUUGAGUGGCUAUUGGAUCAAAGACCAAAACAAGUAAAUACGACAAGUAACGACGGAAGAACGAUGUUGCAUAUUGCAGCUAAUAAUGACUUCACUGAUAUGUGCAAAAUGCUGAUAGAUUUUGGAGCUGAUGUUAACUGCAUUUAUCGAAACAGUAAAGGUGUUGCAAUGACACCUUUAGAUUGCUCACUACAAAAAGGAUUUCGUUCUACAGCUAAAUUUCUCCAAUCAAAUAGUGGUCUUCCAGCCAGUAAAUUACGUCUUUCAGGUCGUCAUCCAAAUGCAUUUAACGAGCAAGAAUUAGUUAAGCCACUUAAAUAUGCUGAAAAAGAAGAAGUACAUGAUCUUAAAAAUCAGAAGAAGUAUAUUGUAUAUUCAAAGAGAUCUGAUUCAGAAUCGUCAGGUUGUAGUUGCUCCGAACAUUGGUAUAAAAGAGAGCAUCAUGUGAACCAUGUAUGUAAGCAUCAUAGAAAACGAUUGCGUCGAAGAACUAGUAGUUGUGGGGAGGUUGAUGAGAUCGGUAAUCAAGAUAGCUGCAGUGAUAUUUGUAGAUCUAAGAGUAACAUUGAAAUAAGAAGAAAGAGAUCUAGAGAACGGGUUUACACAAGUGAUGAAGGAGACUCUUGCGAAGUUUGCUGCAGACACAAAAGGCGUUUGAAAUCCAAACGAAAAGAACGUUCUCAGCAAAGACGUUACAAAGAAAUAACAUAUUCUGAAGAUGAUGAUGAUGCAGAUAGAAUUAGAAAUCAAAAGAGAAUUGAAAGAGAAAAAGGCAAAUAUAGUACGAAAACAGAUUCAAAAGGAAAUAUUUAUAAUGAAUCGACUGUUGCAAAGAGUGAGUCAGUAGAAGACGCUGUGGAUAGAUCAAGUCCACCUCUUGAAAAAACCCAGCGACCUCAGUCUGCAAAAAAAAGGAGGCAGCAGUCUAAAGAGGCAACUUUUAUAAAACCCGAAGUACUUGGCGACUCAAUUCCUGUAUCUGGCGCUUUCGACUUGACAGAUGAUGACGAAAUACAAAAAUCGGAAUUGGUUGUUACUCAAGUGCAAGUCCAUAAAGAGAUCGAAGAAACCUCGUCUCCCUUACCACCAACCGAACAAGAAGCAGAAAUGGAGGAUAAAACAAAAACCGAUGAAUCAACGGAAAUUGCAGUUGAAGAAAUUUCAAAAGAAGUUAAUGAGGUGAUCAAAGAUGCCACAGAAACAGUUGAAAAAAUUUCGGAAAACCCUUUGAAAGAUAGCAAAGAAGAGCUACAAGAAUCCUUAGUGACAGAAGAAAAACUAGAAAAAAUACCAGUCGGUGAAACCGAUACGGAAAAAGAAUCCGAUCAACCUGCAGCAGAAAGCGCUACCAAGCCAGAUAGUGAAAGCUUAAUUGAUGCAAAUAUUUCAGAAAAAGAAUCUUCAGUACCAGUUGAAACUGCCGUAUUGGAAGAGAAUAUUAUAAAAAACGCUUCCGACGCUAUUCCCCCUGAACUGGAAAAUACAGGAGAAUCUGAAUUGAAGACAGUUCUUUCAGAGCAGGUAGAAGAAAAACCACAAGAAGAGGUUAAAGAAAUGGAUUCCACUGAAAAUGUGAAAGCAGAAGUAACAAAAACAGAAAGUUUGCAGGAUGAUGUUACUGAAAAGGAAACAGAAGUGCCUACAUAUGCAGAUACUGCUGAAAUAUCUUCAAAAACUGACGGUGAAGAAAAUGUUCAGGUCACAGAGACCGAAGCAGACAUGCAGAUGCCAAAAUUGGAAACAGAAGAAAUUAAAGCUGAUGAAAAACCUGACUCUAUUGAAAUAAAUGGGAAAAAGGAAGAUGAAAUAGAGAAGGAAAAAUUUAUCGAGAAAACUGUUCAAAUAGCAGAAAAAGAAGAAAAUGGUUUAGCAUCAGAAGCAGCCCAAGUGAAUCUAUUGACUCCGAUUGGACGUGAACAAGAGAGUAGACGUUCAUUUACUUUAUUACCAGAUUCUCCUGUUGCAGCCAGUGAAAUAGAUGAACAACAGGAUGAACUUGAAGAAUCUGCCUUGCGUAAAAGUAGUUUCACGGUUCUAAAAAGUGAUGAGUCGGUUGAGAAUUAUGACAUACAAAAUGACGAAAUGCUUGUAAAUGAAAAGAGUAGUUUCCAAAUUGUUUCUAGUCCAGAAAAAAAAUCUACGAAUAAUCAAGCUUCAUACAGCUCGGAAGAUGCAGCCGAAGUUGAUGAUGAAGAAGACGAAGAGCAGCAAAAUCUCAGAACUGGAGUACCAGGUGCAAUAUAUGUAAGUAAUAGAGAUGGUCGCCAUUCGGCAAUGGCUGGAUCUAUUUCUGAUGGUGGCAGUGGAAGAAAGAAGCGUCUUAAGCGUCGAGUAAAAAGUGGAGGUAAAGGAAGAGGCUGGAGAAGUGUCGAAGUAGAUGAAGAAAGUCCGAGCGGCCAACAAGCUAGUCGCGAUCAAGAUUCUGGCUUUGAACCUAGUCCUAGAGCGACAAAAACUAAAUUAAAUACAUCUUAUAAUUCUUACGGUAGUUUUGUUCCGAAGAAAACAAUUUAUGCAACAAUAGAUGGAAGAUCGUGUAGUAGUCGAAUAGAAGGUCGUAAACCCGGUGAUAAAAAUUCCUGUAACAUGACGGCGGUUACAAAAUCUAUACAUAGAAAUAUUAGAAGAUAUUAUAUGGAGCGUAAGAUAUUUCAACAUCUUUUAGAAUUGAAAAGCCUCCAGAUACGUUCUAGUAAAUUAAAUGAGGCUGUUCUAGUUAAACGAGCUGUUGAUGAUUAUCAUAAAUCUUGUAUUGCUUUAGGUGCUGAAACUGGAGGUUCAUUAAGAAGAUAUCCGUAUACUGAAUAUACAUUUAAAAAUUUUGAAAUGUUCUUGUAUGAAACAUUAAAAUCCUUACAAAAACCUGGUACAUAUAAUUUUCAGAAUAUUAACGAAGUAUACGAAGAGGCUGAGAGACGAUUAAGUCCAGAUUAUAAUACUUAUGAAAAAGCUUUACAAUGUACAACCAAAACACAUAGAUGUCUUCAUGCUGCUCAUGCCUAUACUGGUAUACCAUGUGCUGCUUAUAUUCCAAUGAUGAAUCACCAUACAAUGCCAAAAUUUGGUUUUGGUUCUUAUAAAAAAUCUGGUGUUGGUAGUUUUUAUUUACCAAAAAUUUUAACAAGUCCUGUCAAAUGUGGUACAUCAAAUACUAAAACUGUUAUUAGUGGCAGUGGUGGUGCUGGCGGUACAAGAGUCUCUUUAGAAUUAUCACAUGGAAAAACUAAACAACUGAUAUCAUUACCAUCAGAAAAAUUAGAUAGUAAUAAACGUUAUUAUGUAACAUUUACUGUUAAAGGUUCCGGUGAAGGUACAGUUACAGGAAGUCCUGGUAAAACUAAAAUUGAAUUAUCAUCUGAUGGUAAAGUUAUACAACAGACUGAUGUAACACCAAUUGAAAAAUAA
Condylostylus longicornis is the source of this 4296-nucleotide messenger RNA. Its product is annotated as ankycorbin. Bases 142 to 4296 code for a protein of 1384 amino acids. Gene Ontology annotation, biological process: protein localization to ciliary inversin compartment. Gene Ontology annotation, cellular component: ciliary inversin compartment. The transcript is spliced from 6 exons. The record is from RefSeq and is a predicted model, not a curated record. Lineage: Eukaryota; Metazoa; Arthropoda; Insecta; Diptera; Dolichopodidae. Gene Ontology annotation, molecular function: protein binding.